Bipolaris maydis ATCC 48331 is the source of this 2560-nucleotide messenger RNA. RefSeq lists its product as uncharacterized. NCBI's taxonomy places the organism in Eukaryota, Fungi, Ascomycota, Dothideomycetes, Pleosporales, Pleosporaceae. Gene Ontology annotation, molecular function: ATP hydrolysis activity; protein binding; ADP binding. The record is from RefSeq and is a predicted model, not a curated record.
AUGCGACUUCUUCACUUUGAUCAGUCUGGCCGACUCACCUUAACAGACUUUCGCGGGAAGCCUAUUCCACCAUAUGCUAUUCUUUCACACAGAUGGGAGGAAUCAGAAAUUACCUUUGAAGACAUAGAUAGCGGGACUUACAAAGAAAAGAAGGACGGCUAUCGCAAGCUUUUGUUCUGCUCUACACGUGCGGCCCAAGACCAGCUCCAGUACUUCUGGAUUGACACGUGCUGCAUCAAACGAUGGGACAGGCUUGAGCGCUCACGAGCGAUCAAAUCAAUGUUUCUCUGGUACAGCAAAGCGACUAAAUGCUAUGUGUUCCUAUCGGAUGUACCCAAUGUAACGGACAUAUUACAGAGCAGCAACUGGGAGGCAUCCUUCCGGUCAAGCGCGUGGUUUACUCGAGGCUGGACACUCCAAGAGCUGAUUGCGCCAGCAUCAGUGGAAUUUUUCUCUUGCGGGGAACAACGGCUAGGGGAUAAGAGGUCUCUGGAGCAACUAGUGCAUGGAAUUACCAAAAUUCCGCUCGCAGCACUACAGAAUCAUCACUUAGACCAGUUCUCUCUACACGAGCGAAUGCAUUGGGCCGACAAUCGCAUCACCACCGAACCAGAAGACAUUGUGUACUGCCUUUUUGGACUUCUAGGUGUAACCAUGCAUAUUAACUAUGGCGAAGGGAAGAACAAAGCAUGGAGAAGACUUCAAAUGGAAAUAGAAGCAACUAGCAGCACACCUUCCGUCAUUCCAUUUUCCCGCAACGAGCAUUUUGUCGGACGAGAGUCUCAGCUUGCCACUCUACAAGCAAAUUUGUUUAGCAAAGACCAUAUUACAACAACAACUAGAUUGGCUAUAGUAGGACCUGGUGGAACAGGCAAAUCACAGCUGGCGCUAGAAAUUGCAUGCAGAGUAAGAGAGGACAUCAAGACUUGCUCAGUGUUUUGGUUGGAUGCAAGCAACAUCGACAGUCUUGAAAGGUCGUACGAGACCAUCGCCCGAAGGCUCAAUAUUCCUGGAUGGGACGACGAAGAGGCAGACGCAAAGCAGCUUGUAAAACUUCAUCUUGAAAAAGAGGACACGGCACAUUACUUGCUGAUCUUCGACAACCUAGACGACAUCACGCUACGAGCUGGUGAGAUAUUGUUAGCAGGGGAAGUAGGUUUGACUGCCUAUCUACCUGAAUCCACGCGAUGCUCUGUCGUUUUUACAACAACCGAAAGCAGUCUGGCUCAACAAAUGGCAUCGCACACGCUUAUAGAGUUGGAGGAGCUGACACCAUAUGCCGCCAAGGAAAUGUUGAGGAACUACUUGAAUAGAGACAAAGAUUUCGAUUCAACCGAGGAGCAACAAGCGAGGCUUUUGCUGCAAGAGCUUUCACAUCUUCCGCUAGCGAUUAUCCAAGCAGCAGCUUAUAUCAAUGUCACGGCUGUAUCACUUAAGGAUUACCUAUCGAAAUUGAAGACGCCAAACGACUACGAUGUCAAGCAAGAUAGCGGACCAUCAAGGGACACACUGCAGAGGGGGAGAGCAAAGGAUCCCGUGGCUAGCACUCUGUUCAUCUCCCUCGACGAGAUCUGCCGUAGUCAUGCGCUUGCAGCAGACUAUUUAUUACUUGCAGCCUGCGUGGCCUCCAAGGAUAUCCCGUUUGAUUUCUUCGAAGACGAGAAUAUUCGAGAAAGAGGAAAUGCUAUACAUGAACUCAGUAAAUACGGGCUAGUCACUCGGCGGCCCGAAGAUUCUGCGUUGGACUUGCACCGACUGGUUCAUUGUGCAUUGCAGGAGUGGCUUCAGCAGCAGAAUCUAUAUCAGGAGCAGGUUGAGCAUGCCAUCACAAAGCUAUCUCAGGUCUUCCCAGAUGGCAGUCAUCAGAAUAGGAGUAAGUGGAGACGAUUGUUUCCGCAUACCAAGUGCGCUCUGUCGUACAUGUCUCCUGAAGUAGAGAGUGGCCAACGGUUACAUCUAACAUGGCAAUACGCAACGGCAAUUUUCCGUGAUGGACGACAUAAUGAAGCGGAAGAGCUGUAUACGCAACUGGUGGAGAUGGAAAAGAGGGUACACGGGGAUGAGCAUCCUGAUACACUAGCUAGAUCCUUCACAUAUAGCCACAGAUCAUGCGAGAAGGAUUUAGAGUUUUCUUGUUGCUCCACCACGGAAGCGAAUCACCAAAGUUUCGAGUCAGUGGAUCAAAAAGUGUGUGAGAGUAAUCAAUGGGGUCAAAAACCAAGUUUUUUUUUUACUUCAAACCAUGAUGCCCGCCUACUGUCUAUGAAGCAAUAUGCCGAAGAAUAAGAGAGGUUCGCUAAACACUUGGAAUCGAAUGAUAUUGGUGGUCGGUUGAGUCAUGGCAAACAUUAGUGUUUCCGGGUUGAGUUUCCUUCCUAUCCGUACGUACGCAAGAGCAACGGGUAUCGCCCGGCAGUUCUUUGUUAAUGCCCGGGGAGGGAAACCAGAAGAAUAGCGGGGGGCCCACCUGCCCUUUUGAUAGCAAGUCCCGUUUGGGCAUGCGCUGUGUACGCGUCUUUGGGCAUCUGACCAUGUUGUCUCGAACGUUCCCAAGUCCCAU